UUUGAGACACUUCAGGACGAGUUUUGGAUAAAAAUUCGAUUUUUCUCAAAAAUUUCGUGAGGAUUUGUCACUUUAAAGAUGGAAAAUUAUCGAAAAGGCUCAAAUAUCGAAGAAGAACUCACCAAAGAUCGAAUUCCAAUCCCAAAUUUACCGGAAAACUUCCUUUGGAUGCACGUGAAAGGCGGCACAAAAGUACAAAAUGUGAUAGAUUACGCUCGGAAAGCUUUGGAUGCCGGCGAAUAUCGAUCCGUUGUUUGGAGCGGAAAUGGAGGAGGAGUUCCAAAGACAAUUUCUUGUGCGGAGAUCAUGAAACGUCAUUACCAUCUUCAUCAAGUCACACAAAUUUGUUACACGAAAGUCGAGGAGAUCUGGGAGCCGCUUUUGGAAGGUUUAGAACAAAUUGUGGUCAAACGAGAAAUUCCAACUGUGCAUAUUUUGACGUCUUUGGAUGAAAUUGACCCAUCAACGCCAAGUUAUCAAUGCUCAGGACAAGCAACGUCGAUGUCUUUUAUGCCAAAAGCACCCAAAGAGAAGCCUUUUAACAUCGAUGCGAAGAGAAAUCCGAGAAAAAGUAAAAAUCCGGGAAAUUCUCAACAGAGUAAUAGUAAUAAGAAUCAAAAAAAGUCGAAAAAACCUGAAAAAAGUACAGAACAAAUCAGUUCGUCAAGUAAAAUGGAAACUGAAGAGACAUAAAAAUAUUUAAAAAUUUUUUUUUUUUUAUUUUUUAAGGCUCGUUAACU
Molecule: messenger RNA, 740 nt
Organism: Culicoides brevitarsis
Lineage: Eukaryota; Metazoa; Arthropoda; Insecta; Diptera; Ceratopogonidae
Gene: Rpp25
Product: ribonuclease P protein subunit p25-like protein
Exons: 2
Coding region: 79-693 (204 amino acids)
Biological process (GO): tRNA 5'-leader removal
Cellular component (GO): ribonuclease MRP complex
Molecular function (GO): RNA binding
Source: RefSeq, a predicted model, not a curated record